Molecule: messenger RNA, 1648 nt
Organism: Hippopotamus amphibius kiboko
Lineage: Eukaryota; Metazoa; Chordata; Mammalia; Artiodactyla; Hippopotamidae
Gene: PPIC
Product: peptidylprolyl isomerase C
Exons: 7
Coding region: 71-1027 (318 amino acids)
Biological process (GO): protein peptidyl-prolyl isomerization; protein folding
Cellular component (GO): intracellular membrane-bounded organelle
Molecular function (GO): peptidyl-prolyl cis-trans isomerase activity
Source: RefSeq, a predicted model, not a curated record
GAGAGUCCCACCAGCGGUCCCUGAGCCUGCGGUUGCGCCCAAACCGCUGCCGCCACUGCCACCGCUCACCAUGGGCUCGGGUCCCCGGCUGCUGCUACCUCUCGUGCUUUGCGUGGGGCUCAGCGCUCUCGCACCUUCUGCGGGAGCCUCGGGCAUCCGCAAGCGAGGCCCCUCGGUGACAGCCAAGGCACAGCAGGCCAGCCCCCUGCCAGGGGACUUCUUCUAUCCCUUGUCAACUGCAACAGCCAGGCCCGGAGGGGGGCCUCCCUUUGUUCGUUGUAGGCGCCGAAAGAGAGGCUGCAACAGUGGCACCUUCCCCUGCAUACUUCUGGCUCUCAGCUGCAGGCACACCAGGCCAGCCCUGCCAGGGGGCUUUUCCUGCCCCUUGUUGACUGCGACCAGGCCCAGAGGGGGCCUCCCUUUGUCUCAGGCACUGAAAGAAAGGCUGCAACAGAGGCUCCUCCCCCCUGCUUGUGUGUCAGCAGUAGUGUCACGCUGCCAUGUGGUCUUCUUUGAUGUGAGGAUUGGAGAUAAAGAUGUUGGCAGAAUUGUGAUUGGCCUCUUUGGAAAAGUUGUGCCCAAGACUGUGGAAAAUUUUAUCGCUCUGGCAACAGGAGAGAAAGGAUAUGGAUACAAGGGAAGCAGAUUUCAUCGCGUCAUCAAAGAUUUCAUGAUUCAAGGAGGAGACUUCACCAAUGGAGAUGGCACUGGCGGUAUAAGCAUUUAUGGUGAGACAUUUCCAGAUGAGAACUUCAAACUGAAACAUUAUGGCAUUGGGUGGGUCAGCAUGGCCAAUGCCGGGCCUGACACCAAUGGCUCUCAAUUCUUCAUUACUUUGACCAAGCCCACCUGGUUGGAUGGCAAACACGUGGUAUUUGGAAAAGUCAUCGAUGGAAUGACAGUGGUCCACUCCAUAGAACUGCAGGCAACCGAUGGGCAUGACCGUCCGCUCACCAACUGCUCCAUCAUCAACAGUGGCAAGAUAGAUGUGAAAACACCCUUUGUGGUAGAGGUCGCCGACUGGUGAUACAACUGGCAGCAAACAGAGAAGAACACCCUCUGGCAGGGGUGUGUGCGUGUGCGUGCAUGUUGAUCCUUCAAAGUUACUGUUUUGCUUUGUUUUUUAACUUUAUUCUGUUUUACACCCCAGAUCACAGGACCAUCAUAAAAAUCAACCACCCAAAGUUUAGUUAGCAGGAAGUUUGGUAAAUCACUUGUUUAGGGACGUCGCACUUAGAAGACAUAUCCCUUUCCUCCAAUGGUGCUAUUUUUAAACUAGGAAACUUUGUAUUGGCUAUUUUAUUUUGAAGAACACAAUCAUUACUUUGCUGGAUUAAUUGUGACCCCCAAAUUGAGUGAUGCUGAAGAUCUGUCUGAAAAAAGAUGGGGACAAGAAGUUUACUGCUUUGUAUUCAAACAGAAAUUCUUUUCAGGGAAAGGGAGAUUUGAUGAGUAUUAUCUGAUAUACGUCACAGGGACUUUUACCUGAGGAAAGGUGCUUUGGUAGUCUCUAUAUUAAAUAUUUUUUAUGUAGAUCAAUUAUUUUUGCAAGACUUUUUUUAACCAAAAGUGCUUUAAAAAAGUACAAAAUAUAUGCACGCUAAUGUUAAUAGUGAACAGAUUAGCGAGGGUUCUGUAGGUCAAAAUA